Pelagomonas calceolata is the source of this 885-nucleotide messenger RNA. Lineage: Eukaryota; Pelagophyceae; Pelagomonadales; Pelagomonadaceae. The record is from the annotation of a GenBank genome assembly.
CGCGCCAAAAACGCUGCAAACGACGACUGUGCGAACCCAGAAACGCGUUCAGAGUACCGCACAGUUGCGUACAACCGGCCAGAAGCAUCGCUGGUGACUACGGCUCCCCUAAGCAAUGCAGUACACACUGCUGACUUUGCUGCUCUGCAGCACAAAUGGAUGGCAGCUUAGUACUCGUCGCACAAAUGGCUGGCAGCUUGGGACUCGUCGCGCACGCAUCAUUCGCUACGCAGAAGACGCAGCAUCUCUGCAGCAAGCCGCCGACGCGCUGCGCGCUGAAGCGGCAUCCCUGGAGGCGACGCUGCCUCGCACAACGACGCCACCACCAGCAGUCGUAACCGAGCUGCCCGGCAGCACCUGGCGCUUCGCGUGCCGCUUGGACGAGGGGAAAUCGUUCGACUUCGUCGCGACGCUCGAGCGGGAAACGAACCCCGACUAUCUUGCCGACGACGCGAAUCGGUAUCGGGAGGCGGGGCCGCUGACGCUGGUCGAGCCCGGGCCGUCCAUUAGAAAAGCUUACGGGUGGUUGGCGGACAGAGCAUAAAUCAAAUUAUCGCGGCGAAAUGACUUUGUGCACCCGACUCACUGGUUGAUUUGCGCACAGGCUCGCGGAGGACGACGGCCCCCCAAAGGGCGAAUUCACGAGGAUCACCGUGAGCAUGAGGGACGGCAUGCUGGCUUCGACAGAUGGUGAUCUGAUGUACCUGCAAGCGCGCGUGAAGCGCGGCGCCUCCGUCGCCCUCGACGAGGGCACGCUCACGGUGAAGCGGCAGCGGCCGGGGACGCGCUUUUUGUUCGUCGAGUACCCCUCGCUCGUGGCCGACCUCAAGAUCGUCGGGAGCUUCUCGGCGACGCCAACAUCGAAGAGUCCAGACUAAUCAAAAA